AUGGCGAUAUUGAUGGAUGUGCAGGUCGAGAAGUCCGCGAUCGAUGGCGCCGGCCGCGGUCUGUUCGCGACCAGAGACUUCGCACCGGGCGACAUUAUCGUGCAACUCGAUCGGCCGUAUGUGGCAGAACUGGACAUUACGCGCCUGCGCGAUACCUGCGCCUGGUGUUUCCGCCGAGGAGCCACGACAAGCACGGAUCCGGAGGCGGCUGGCCGCAGCACGACAGAGACCUCGUCGGGCUUCUUUGCCGGCGUCGACGUCGUCACCAAGGCCUGCACCGGAUGCAAGCGAGUGCGAUACUGCUCCAAGACGUGUCAGUCCCGGGCGUGGAAGCGAGAGCACAAGUACGAGUGCAAAGUCCUCGCACCGGAAGGUAGACCGGAUCUGCCACAUGGAGUGAGAGCGGUGAUCAAGCUCCUGGGCAGGUUGAAGAACGAUCCCAAGAACGAGGAUGAGCUUCUCGUCGACAUCUUGCAAUUCUUGCCAGCUGGCGGUGGUGGCGCGGAGCUCGAGCAGAUCAAGAGAGACAAUCCACAGCGAGUGGAAGACUUCAGCAUGCUCGCGUAUGGUGCGUGGAAGUAUGCUGGCGAACCGAAACUGGGCGACAUGGACUCCGAGACCAUUGCCAAGGCCUUCUUCUUCAAUGUCAUGAGCAACACCAUGCAGUUGAGCAACCCGCUCGACGAUAUCUCUCUCGGCGUAGGCUUCGAUCCCAUCAUCUGCAGCGCCAACCACUCCUGCGAUCCCAACGCAGUCGCCAUCUUCAAUCAGCCCAAACAGCUCCUCCGCGCCAGCAAACCAAUCAAGAAGGGCGACGAGAUAUUCAUGAAAUAUGUCGACGUCUCGAACCCGUUCAGCGUACGACAAGCUCAGCUCCGUGAGUCGUACUUCUUCCGAUGCAGAUGCUCCAAGUGCGUGAAAGGAGCCGUCUUCGCAGAGGACAAGUUCUUGAAACCGCCCGAGGAGCUGAGGCCAGAGUACGUGAAGAUCGCAGACGGACUCAUCAGUCGCCACGAAAGACAACUCCCCAUGUUCUUCGUCCCCGCCAACGACGAAGCCGCACAGCGUCGAGUAGCGGCCAUCCAAGCAGAAGCCUUCUCAGUAUCCGGCAUCACAUUCGACUUCAACCAAGGCAACGAGAACGCAUCCGAGGAGGAGGUCCUUGACGCUCUCAGACUCUGUCUCAACAGUGGUCUAUGGUCGUACUCACGCCAACCCGUCCCCCAUCUCAUCCGCCAACUCCUCACUCUCCACCUCGCCCAAGGCCGCGUCUAUCAGGCCUGGCGUCUUGGCCUUCUCCGCCACUUCCUCAUCGCUCCUUCACUCUACUCCAGACCAUACAUCCCCGACCGAGUAAUCGACUGCUGGCUCAUGGCGACAGCAACCAACAGCCUCUGCAAUCCCACAAAUCCGAACCACAAGGAAAUCUUCGCCAGCUGUAUGAAAGCCGGUCUGGACCUUCGGGUCGUCUAUUUCGGCUUUCUGACCGAGACACGAGAGCAGAUUGACCAGAGUUAUGGUAAAGACUCUCCGUUUGGGAGAGUAGUAGAGAGCGUGUAUCAGCAGACGGUACAAAAUAUGGAUAUCGGGGUGGAGGAGAUCGAAGAACGCGUCAAGGAGAGUUGGCCCAAAUUGGAAGCUGUGGCGAAUAAUGUCGAUGUCUUGAAGCUGAGUUAG
This is a messenger RNA of Lecanosticta acicola, 1677 nucleotides long. The record is from the annotation of a GenBank genome assembly. Lineage: Eukaryota; Fungi; Ascomycota; Dothideomycetes; Mycosphaerellales; Mycosphaerellaceae.